AUUCUAUACCUUUUAUGAUUGGUUUUAAAUAUUUUCUCACUAUAGUUGAUGAUCCUAGUAGGUAUUGUUAUACUUAUCUCAUGCGUUUAAAAUAUGAAACUUCUAUUAUUGUUAAAAAAAUUGUUUCUUUCAUAAAAACUCAAUUCAACACCAAUAUUAAAACCAUAAGAAUCGAUAACGGUCCUAAAUUUUUUCUAAGAGUUUUUUUUACUAAUAAUGGCAUUAUCCAUCAAACUUCUGUGUUUACACCCCUCAACAAAACAUUAUUGUUGAAAGGAAGCACCAACACCUUUUAAAUAUUGCUAGGGCUUUACUUUUUCAACCCAAACUCCCUAAAAAAAAAUUGGCUCACGCGAUUUACCUUAUUAAUAAACUCCCUUCCCUUUUAUUACAACAUCAAACUCCUCACUUCCUUAUGCAUCAUGUUAUGCACGAUUGUACUAUGUUAAAAAUGUUUGGUUGCUUAGCUUAUGAUAUCACUCUAAAAAAUGGUAGAACUAAAUUUGAUUAUAGGAGUAGGAAAUGUAUUUUUUUUGAUUAUGAACAGAGUGUCAAAGGAGUUUCCCCAUUUGACAUACAUUAUAGACACUUUUUUUAACCAAGAAUACUACCUUAUAUGAAACCAUAUUCCCCUACCAAACAAACUCGGCUUUCCCAAAUAUUCAUAAAUCCCUCAUAUACCACCUUACUCCACAAGAUUACUUUGACACAAAUGACCUUAACUUUACACAACCUACUUACCCUAUUUUACCUCCUCACAAUAACAAAAAUUCCCCUACUUAACCCACAAACACACCUAACUCAUCCUCACACUCUUCACCUCCAAUACCCAUCCAAACCCUCUUCCAACAAGAAAAUUAAACUGUAUGACCAAACCUCCAACAUACUUACAAGACUACCAUUACACUCCAAUUUAAGGCAACACUCACAUCUCUUCCAAUACUUCCACAUGUAGUAAUCUUUAUCCUCUUCAUCAUGAUCUUUCUUACUCUAGCUUAUCUCUUAAUCAUAAAUGCUUUAAGUUAAAGUUAUCUUCUAUUAAUGAACCCACUAGUUGCACUAAAGCAGUUUCCGAUCCUAAUUGUAAACAUGUUAUCCAAUGUGAAAUUUAGUCAUUAAAUGAUAACAACACCUUGGACUUGGUCCCUCUUCCCCCAAUUACUAAACCCAUAGUUUGUUAACGAAUUUUCAAAAUUAAGUUUAUGUCUAGUGGUACCAUCGAACGAUACAAAGCCUAGCUUGUUGCCAAGGGCUUUAACCAAACUGCGGGCAUCGAUUAUCUUGAAACUUUUAGUCCUAUAGUUGAAAUGACUAUCAUUCUUCUCAUUUUAUCUAUAGAUGUCACCCAUAAUUGAUUUCUUCAACAAUUAGACAUAAAAACCGCCUUUUCACAUGGUGAUUUAGAUGAAGUUGUUUAUAUGAAACUGACGUCGGGAUUACAUGUUUCCAACACCAAUCUUGUCUGUAAAUUAAAUCAUUUUAUUUAUGGAUUAAAAUAGGCAAGUCGAUAAUGGAAUCAUAAAUUAACUUCUGCUCUUACUAAAUUGGGUUAUAUACAAUCAAAAUAUGAUUAUUCUCUUUAUACUCUUGUCACUUCAUCUUCUUUCACUGUUGUUUUGGUUUAUGUUGAUGGCCUUAUGAUAGCUAGAAAUUAUAUGAUUAAUAUCUCAUUUCUAAAGCAGGCUUUAGACUCCAAAUUUAGCAUCAAAGACCUAGGUAAUUUGAAAUAUUUCCUAGGCAUUAAGUUUGCCCGUUCAUCAACUAGAGUUUAUGUUUGUCAAUGUAAAUAUAGUUUGGAUCUCCUAUAAGAAGCAGGCUUGCUUGGGGAUGAACCUGCUUCCACUCUGAUGGAUCCCGACCACAAACUUGUCUCGGGCUCGAUAUUUCCCCUCUUAUCUAACCCCACUUCUUUUCGUAGUUUGAUUGGAAAGCUAUUGUACUUAACUCAUACUCACCCUAAUAUUAGUUACGUUAUUUGCAGGUUAAGCCAAUUUCUAUCCAGCCCUACUGAAGAGAAUUUUCACACUGUUGUUUGGAUCCUACGGUACAUCAAAACAGAACCGGAAAAUGCCUUCUUUUUUGGAAAUCUUCUUCAACAAUUCUAACUGGCUUUACAGAUUUUGACAAUACGAUCAACUACGAAAUUUUGCUUCUACCUUGGAACAUCAUUGAUAUGUUGGAAGAGUAAGAAACAACACAUUAUUUCUAGAACCUUGUCUGAAGCCAAAUAUCGUGCCCUUACCAAUGCUACCUGUGAAAUCCUAGUGGAUGAUACCUAUUACAAGACCUCCAAAUUCAACACAACCAACCCAUAAACAUCUUUUGUUACAAAUCAUCAGUUAUACACAUCUCUAAUAAUCUGGUGUUCCACGAAUGCACUAAACAUAUUGAAAUGGACUCACAUAUUGUCCGUGACAAAGUGCAGUAGAAAAUCAUCCACUUAAUGUUGAGAAUAUAAUAUAGCUUAUAGGAGUUAUGUGGAUAAGAGUUUUGUGUGGACAAUAUCUUUUAGUUAGCUUCAGUUUGUUAGCUAAUUUUUGAUUGGUAGUUAAGAGAUAACCAUACACUAUAUAAGGACAUGGCUACCACACGUGUAAUAACAUAACAAGCUAUUAUUCUCUUUUCCUGAAAACUUUCUUUCUUCUUCUUCUUCAUUCUGCAUUUUCUGCUCUGCAUCUCUUGUUCUUUAAUGCAGAAACUGAUUUUCACAAUAUGGUAUCAUUCGCCAUUUCGACCCUUCUUCCGCUGCUCUUCCAAUUGAAUCUUUAGCUUGUUCAUUCUUUCUUUACUUUCAUGGCUCCUCCACAAAAUUCACCUCUUGAUCACUACGCCAAAAACUGGAAUAGACAGCGCACCUUAGAGGGCGCUUUAUUACAAAAGCGCACUCUAAAGUGAAGAGAAAAAAUAAGGAGCAAACAACUGGAAUAGACAGCGCACUUUAGAGGGCGCUUUUGUAACAAAGCGCCCUCUAAAGUGAAGCGAAAAAAUAAUGAGGAAAUGGAGGGACACCAAUAGAGGGCGCGUUUAUGAAAGCGCCCUCUAAGGGUACCCUUAGAGGGCGCUUUUAAAAAAGCGCUCUCUAAGUCCAUGUACAUUUCUAGUUUAUAAGGCGCUUUUGGAAAACCUUAGAGAGCGCUUUUAGAAGCGCCCUCUUAGGCCCCCUUUAGAGGGCGCUUUUUUUUACACAAGCGCCCUCUAAGGUCCCCUUUAGUAAACAUUAAAAUUAUAACAUAUACUGCAUGUCUCUUUAUUUUCCCUCGCCAUAUGCUAUUUCGUUUACGUAACUGGGUUUUCUCUCUACUGCGAUUACUCUCUACUGCGAUUACUCUCGUCCUCCGUUCGUUCUCCCUCCCUCACCUUCGUCGUCGCCGUCACCUUUUUCUGCUGCUGCGUUCACGUUCACUGAGUUAUCUGCGUCCACCGUCGUUGUUCACUUUCUUCUCCAUCGUUACCGUCACCUUGAAGAUAAAAUGGCUAGUAACCAAGACGAUACCCAUGACGCGAGUGGAUCACGUAACAAUGUUGAAAAUGAAAUCAAACGAGGAUUGACUGUUAUGAAGUCAAUCAUUCGUGCAAGAGACAAGGGUGAAAAAUUCGAAGUACAUUGGAGUGCUGAAGACCAACUAAUUGAGCCUAACGGUUCAAUGUUGGCAAGUUACAUUGGUUUCCUUGUUCGACAACAUAUUCUGAUUACAUGUGAUAAUUGGAGAAGUCCGGAAUUGAAGGUUGGCAAAGAAAAAAUAUGGUCCGAGAUACAGAGAUCCUUUCACAUCGAUGAAAGCCGGCAAAAAUAUUGUAUUCAAUUGGGCGGAAAAAGACUCCGAGGAUUUCGAUCCUUUUUGUCCAACAAAUUUCUCAAGGAUGAGGAAGGAAAAUUUGUUGAAGCAGAACGGCCAAUGAAGUAUGCGGAGAUUAUUUCAGCCGAAGAAUGGGAUAACUUUGUCGCCAAACGAAGAAACGAAAAAUUCCAUGAAGUAAGCGACAAAAAUCGGAAAAGGGCAUCAAACCCCGCGUAUCCGUACAAAAAAGGGCGUACGGGAUAUGCACGGUUACAACAAAGAAUUCUAGCCGAGGAGAAAAGUGACGCAACAUCUCUUCCGGAGCACGUAUUGUGGAAGGCUGCUCGGGUUGGGAAAUAUGGGGUUGUCGUUGAAGCGGUUCAAAAUGUUUAUGACGAAUGUGAGACUUUAUCCCAAACCUUACCUUCAACCGAGGUCCAGGAUUGCAGGAGCCUACUUAGUCGAGUACUAAAUGUUCCUGAGUAUUCCGGUCGUGUGAGGGGUAAGGGUUUUGGUGUGACUCCGUCGUCAUUUUAUAAAAAACCAAAAACAAAAAAUCCUACCAACAAAGAGGUGAUGGAGACCUUGACGGAGUUAAGGGCACAAGUACUCGAACUGCAAAAGGAGAAUGCAAGGUAUAGAGAGGAAAGGUGCGGUUCUGAGGCAAAAGAUACUAGUGACCGAGCUAGUAUCAAUUGUCAACUGAAAUUUCUCGAGGGCAUUACACCUUGUCAGCUGUAUCUAUCGUCACCAACUUAUCGCAUAGUUGGCAAGAGAAAAGUGCACAACACUUCGGGUGAAUUACUUCACCAUAAUCCCCUCCCGGUGGGAUAUAUGAAAGUUUCGGUUGACCUUGUAUUAGAUACGGACGCGCUUCUACCAUUACCUGACGUUGUUUCAGAGACAACGUUGAUGUGAGAUGUAGUCGGAUCCUUUGUUGGAUGGCCGUCAGAUCUAAUUUUCCCAGAUGCCGGGACUCCUACAAGACCCACACAUAAAGCUGGUAAAGGGAUUUCAAGACGCAUCGAGUCGGUUGCAUCUCAAAAAGAGGUUCCCGGUCGAAUGUUGAAAAAAGCUGGUAAGGAUAUUCCAACGAAGUCCGGGACAAAAACAAAUCCUAAA
Messenger RNA from Lathyrus oleraceus (garden pea), 4901 nucleotides. RefSeq lists its product as uncharacterized. Gene Ontology annotation, molecular function: deSUMOylase activity. Gene Ontology annotation, cellular component: nucleus. Gene Ontology annotation, biological process: protein desumoylation; proteolysis. The record is from RefSeq and is a predicted model, not a curated record. Lineage: Eukaryota; Viridiplantae; Streptophyta; Magnoliopsida; Fabales; Fabaceae. The transcript has 9 exons. The coding region runs from base 3471 to 4697 and encodes 408 amino acids.